Corythoichthys intestinalis (scribbled pipefish) is the source of this 7549-nucleotide messenger RNA. RefSeq names its product DNA-binding protein RFX7-like. The coding region runs from base 335 to 4405 and encodes 1356 amino acids. Gene Ontology annotation, biological process: regulation of transcription by RNA polymerase II. Lineage: Eukaryota; Metazoa; Chordata; Actinopteri; Syngnathiformes; Syngnathidae. The record is from RefSeq and is a predicted model, not a curated record. Gene Ontology annotation, molecular function: DNA-binding transcription factor activity, RNA polymerase II-specific; RNA polymerase II cis-regulatory region sequence-specific DNA binding. The transcript is spliced from 9 exons.
GCCAGGCGCACAUGCUCACGCGGCAGUCGAGAAGGUGAGGGACACGGGAGGGACCAGUUGUUGUUCCUCACACGUCCGUCUACUGCUUGGACAUUUCACGUAUUCUGAACACGCGCCGGCGAGUGUUGGACACUCCUUUCCCAUGAGGACUGCAAAGUGCGGCGGGCUGGAGGGGCGAAAUGUCGGAAGAGGGCGGCAGGCUGACCACGACAACAACAACAACACGGCGCGCUGAUGAUGAUGUCCGCUUAGCUUGGAGACGACCCCCCCUUGUUUAACCCGCCGGCCCGGGCGGGUCGACCCUUCUUGCGUGGUUCAGCCCGGGAUACCAGCGAUGGCCGAAGAGGACCCCCAGCAGCCGCAGCAGCAGCAGCAGAACGCGGACCGCUCGGCGGGCAGCUUCCAGCCCGGUCUGCUUUCCGGGCUGCAGGGCGCUGAGGCCGGGGCUCUGCAGCUCCGGAUCAAGAACUCCAUCUGCAAAACGGUUCAAUCAAAAGUGGACAACAUUCUGCAAGAUGUUGAAAAGUUCACAGACAUUGAGAAGCUCUACCUCUACCUUAAGUUGCCUUCUGGACCCAUCAGCAGCGGCAGCAGCGAGAAAAGUGAUCAUGGCUCUGUGUCAUCAAGCCGCACGCAGCAGAUGCAUGCGUUUAACUGGAUCCGCAAUCACUUAGAGGAAUAUCCAGAAACCUCGCUCCCCAAACAGGAAGUCUACGACGAAUACAAGAGCUUUUGCGACAAUCUCAACUAUCAUCCACUGAGUGCUGCAGACUUUGGGAAAAUGAUGAAAAAUGUGUUCCCCAACAUGAAGGCGCGUCGACUUGGCAUGAGAGGAAAAUCAAAAUAUUGCUACAGUGGACUAAGAAAGAGGCCCUUUGUUCACUUCCCAUGUUUACCAAGUCUGGAUCUACAGCAAACUGGAGAAGGAAUGCAGUGUGACGGACAAGACUCUGUUGGCCACCUAGGCAGCAUGAAGGAGGAGGUUCGAUUUGCGGCUUGUGAUCUGGUGUGUGAGUGGGCUCAAAAGGUGCUGAAACGGCCAUUUGAGGCAGUGGAGGAGCUGGCUCGCUUCCUGAUAGAUAGCCACUACAUCAGCAACAAGUCUUUGGCAGCUCUCACCAUUAUGACAGGCGAAGCAACAGAUGUAAAACCACUGCAGACUGUCUCAGCUUUUGUGCCAACUGCUGACGCACACUACUUCCAGCCACAAACAACAACAUUGUCAUCUCCGACUGUUGAUGCCAAGCAGCAGCUUCAGAGAAAAAUCCAGAGGAAGCAACAAGAACAGAAAUUGCUGUCACCCCUACCUGGAGAGGCUCCGAACAAGACAACGGAUGACAGCAGUGGGCAAUCUGAUAGCCCAGUCUCUCCUUCACCUCAGCCAACCAUUAGCAUUGUGGUCACUGCUGUCUCAAGACCAGUCACGACACAUCAAAGCGGCCAGCUUGUGUCUCCCAGUCCAGCGGGCAAUGCGGAGACCAAAGUGCUGCCUAUAAACUUCCAAGUGGUGACCCAGCCAGUCCAACCACUGAAGCAACCACCAAGGACCAUUCAAAAUGUCCUACCAAGUCCAGUGGGGGAACGCACGCCUCGGCAACGCUACCCUCAAAUCCUUCCAAAGCCUGCGACCACCACUGCUAUUGCUUUGUGCUCGCCGUCCACAAUGAUCAUUGCCAACAACCCCAAUAAGAAUGUGAUGACGACGUGUCAUGUCAGUCCCAUCAGUGGAGUCAAGAUGACACCCAUAUCACUCGCACCCCACAGCGGCAAUGGCACCACUUCCCUUCCAAACGCGACAACAAGGCCGGCAUCUGCAGGCAUCAGCAGUUGCACCGUGUCAGAGGACGUCUUAAGAUCCUGUCAAAAUUUGAGAAGCACCUCUGCACUUCCCAUUCUGGGCCUGAUGACCAGGCCUGAGCAGGUUGACACCCGUGACAUUGAUGUGGAAAUGGAGGUUGAAGAUAUACACAAGAACAGAGAAAAUCAAAUUGCGAGCAGUGUAAUGAUGGCUAACGGAGGCAUGUCUCAGAGGGCUGCUAGCGUGCCCAUACCUCAGUCGAAAGGUUUUCGAGCCUUGGACGAAACAUCUAGUGUAACCACUGAAGCUGGCGUUAACGUUCACAACAACACUAGUGAUACAAGCAGUCUGAAUUUAAGUCCUUCUUGUCCAAAUAUGAGUGCUAUCUCAACAUGCAACACCAGUAGAGUAUUUGGAGAAAGUGUUUGCGCAGCCAAGAGCUUCCGGAAGCGCUCGGGCCUCAGUCCAGUCCUUUCUCCUGUCAAGAGAGCUUUUCUGUCCCCGCACACAGAAGAGGGCUCUGCUGGCCCCGGAUACGGCACUCGAAGGCCCGACAGUGCGCCGGUCACCCGAGAAAUGGAGAUGAACAUGAACUCUCUUUUGCCCAAUCAAGUCCACAUACCUGGCAAGCCCUCUUUCAGAGCCGGCGGUUUUUUCACUGUUGCCAAAACACAGAGCUUGAUGCAGAAGAAAACUACUUGCAAUGUUAUAGAAACUCAUACCUCGGUCGGUCAUCCAUUAAUGAAGCAAGCAGAGGGGCACCUGACAUCUGACGUGCACUCCAUGGCUAAAAAUUCCAAUUCUUUAGGUCUUCAAGAUAUUCAAGCGCACAGCUACACUCAAACGGUUUCUGGACCGCUGGAUUUUUUGGCUCAAACAUCAACAUCAAGCGAACUCCCUAUUCACGCAGACAUGGGAUACUUCCCGUUUGAUGAUGAUGUAACCCAAGAUAGCAUCGUAGAAGAGCUGGUCCAGAUGGAAGAGCAGAUGAAACAUAACCACAAACAGGAGUUUGAAAACAAUGUGACAUUUCAAGGGCAGCAGGCUGUUAUGGCACACAACAUGAUGCCCACCAAUCAGACAACGACCAGCUUUUACCGCGCAGCAAGCAGCGGUGGGGUCAGCAAUAAUGUCCAAACACCGACACCCACUCCCUCUUCGGAAAUUCCGGGAGGAGUUCAAAGCUUGACCCAAGAGAGCCCUUGCUCAUGCGUUACCCCCAUCACGCCAGUCGACAGUGCCCUGGGUAGCAGUCGACAUACUCCAGCGGGUACUCCGCUCUCCAACUGCAGCAGCACUGUGCCUCCCAGCCCUGUGGAGUGCAGGAAUCCCUUCGCAUUUACACCCAUCAAUUCUUCAGUCACCAGUUUCCAUGAGAGUGUCGCGGUUUCCAGCAGCCCCAUAAAGCCCAUGCAGAGGCCGAUGGCCACGCACCCAGACAAGACCAGGCUUGAUUGGAUGAAUAACAGCUACGACACCAACGGUGGAAGCUUGAAUAAAUCUCACAGCACGGUAGGACUCUUGCCCAGCUAUCAGGGCCUCGUAGAUGACCACUUUCAAAAGCCUCACGCCUUCGCCGUCCCUCAUGCAAGGCACCACGACAGCCGUUUUGGCCGCUUGACUCCAAUUUCUCCCGUGCAGCAGCAGGUGACUGGCACGGCACACUCAACCAAGCUGGAGGGCUUUGCUGUGCCAGCCCCUCUGGAUAACAAAGCAUCCAACCUUCCCGCUUCCAGCGGAUCCUUUCGAUGUCGCAGUGUCAGCCCCGCCGUACACCAAAGGAACUUGGUAGGGAACAUGGGAACCAAUGGCCUUAACGCUAUCCACCAGCAGUGCGUCUCCCCGUUUAACUCACCAGCAACACACGAGGUACCAAACAUCUUCGACAACAACCCAGGAAAUAUCGGGGCGUGCAGCGUGGCUCAAAGGAGUCGUUCCGUGCCGCUCAACAUAAUGAUGCAAACGGAGGUUUUACCGAUGUCUGCCCAGCAACGCAGCGGCAAAAAUAUCACUGAUGUCCUUCUGAGCAAGCUAGACGGUGACCACGAAACCGUGCGAGGUAUGGCCAUAAAUAACCUGCCUUCUAGCUAUACGGCGCGAAUGAAUCUUACUCAGAUCCUAGAGUCUGAGAACACCAACCUGAUUCCUUCGGAUUCCAACAGCACAUGCAAUUACCUCAAUAAUGGACAGAUGUUUUUCCCUGUAAGCGAUGGCCGAGCGCAAUCGGCUUCUGGGGGGCAGCAUCAGCAGAAGGCCCAGGCCACGCAGCAAACUUCGAGUUUGGCUUUCAGCGGCACCUUUAAAGAUGCCCAAGCAAACGGCGGUCAGCUGGUGCAACAGGUGGCGGAACUCACAGCAGGAGGGGCGGAUUUUCCUUGCGAACUUCGAAUGACUUCAGAGCUGUCAGGUAGCAUCAAUGACCUCAACACGCUGGAUGCCAAUCUCCUGUUCGACCCCAGUCGUCAGCAAGGGCAGUAUCAAAGCACUGCUCCAGAGCAGUCGGCCAAUCAGCCGCUUUUUCAGCAAAUCACCAGCGACCCCACGCAUUCUGCUGGACUCGAAUGGUUUGAGAGCAAAGAUCACACAACUGUCGGCUUAAUGGGUUGAGAAUGGACACUUUGAAAACCAUGUUGAGUCAGUGGUGUUCAGUGUCACUCGGAUGCAUCUCAACUUUUUAAUGAAACAUUGCAACAAGUGAGGUUCGUCCAGUUCAAGCGCCGCCCCGAGCAGAAAUGAUCCUACAUCCCUCGGAUCAAAAUGUUACUUGUUUUUUUUUUUUUUUUAAUUCAGACAUUGCCUCAUGUCUUUGCUGUAACAGCAUUUCCAACACGUUGAUAAAAUCCUACCUUUUUAAAGUUUUUCCACCUAUUUAUACCCCAAAACUUUUAUUUACAAUUUAACUAUUUUAAAAUGUUUUUUCUUUGUAGCUUAUUGAAACGUUCAUAAAUUUGUGGACUAUAUUUUACGUCGAUGACCAGCAAUUAUUUAUCUACUGUGAGUCCCAAAAAAUGAUUAUUGCCAAGUUGCCACUGAAGUUAAAGGGAAAGACAACACCGACUAGGGAUGUCCCCAAUCCAAUAAUGCCAUUUUCAGGGGAUUGGAAUUGGGUGAAAAUUUUUUUUUAAAGAUGUAUUUAUUUUUAUUUUUAAUUUUUAAGGGCUACAUAGAAAUAAUUCAAUCAAAAUCAUCAGAUCAUCAGAAUCAAACUGUACAAGGAUAUUGUCAGAAUAAACAAAAAAAAAAGUGUUUUGUACAACCCAUUGUCGCAACACAGCCGGAAAUGGCAGAAGGAAGUAAAGACUGCCUGUAGAAGAAUGUGGAAGCAAGCCAUCUCUGGAGGCUGACGUUAAGAUAGCAUCAUGCAAGGGUGAUAUCUGCAACAUGAAAAUAUUUUUACAUUUUUGUGUGCUAUCUUUAAUACAUGGCCGAGGUUUUGGAUCGUCACUUUGUAACGGCAGAUCUUCAAAAUCGGGUGACUUGAACUCGAGAGCAAAAUUAUGUGGUCACCAGCCCUAAAUCCAACUACGAAUGGCUUUCAAUUGAAAAACUGUCGCUCGAAGUGUUUACAUGUGCUAAUGGUGAAUUUCUUCCAUCUCUGAUAAUGGCAAAAAUAAUGUUUAACCCUUUAUAGGGCAAGUGACUACUGUUAUUUUAGGUAAGUACAAAAAAAAAAAAAAAAAUUGUUUCUGUUUUAAAUGGCUAUUAGUCAUUAUUUUUAUGUAACCUUUUAAGAAUAAAUAAAAUGGUCUAGCACUGUCAGUUGCAGCCAAUGACUGCCCGAUAGAGUAAACAAAAAAUGACACAUGAUGCUUACAAGAAGCAGCCUGUUUUAUGACUUCAAUUCAUGAAAAAGGGCAGGCAAUUAAGGAUACUCAUAUUUGAUUGGCUAAAAUUGUACCGGUGUGAUAAAAUGUCUCACCCCAUGCCAGGCAUCCACUUGCUGGAAAUACUUCUCUCAGCUAUUACAAACAAACAAAAAAAAACGUGUUCUUUCAAUUUUUUUAGUGUUUUCUGCUGAAAUGCAUAUGAUAAAGGUCUUGUCCUUCAUUUUAAUAUAAAUGACAUGCCAUGAUUUGUGCAAUGUGUAUUCCCUAAUCAACUUGAGUUUUUAAUUGAUGCAAUUUAGAUGCCGCUGGGGCAUGACAAAAUUGGAGCACUUUGUAUUGAAUAUAUAGUAAAUAUAAGCAUAUUAACCUCCUAAUGUGUGUAGAAUGUUUAGUAUGGCGUAAACUUAUUAAAACGGGUGGGGAUUGUUUUCCUAUCAGGGGCUGUUUCAUAUGUUGAAGAGAAAUUAUGCAAUGAUCAAAGAUUUUUAUUAAUUCUUGUGUCUUACGAUAAUUUGUGUGUUAAAAAUGUGUGAGAUUUUUUUUUUUUUUCCUGUUUCUUUGAGGCUCUACUUUUGUUUCAGGGCUAGAUGAAAUACUCAUAAAAGGUCCCCAUGUAAUGGUUGUCCUUUACCCACCCCUGAUUUAUUCAAUCUUACAUGUUAAAGUGUAUCGGAGAUUGAGUAAACGCGGGUUAUAUAGUAACCAGAAUCAGAACUUUAUGCAAUUUUGAAUUGUCCAUCCAGUCUGUAUAUAAAUGUACAACAUGUCACAUUGCUUGUCUACUUAGCAAAUAUCCAUACUCACUUCUGAAACCCAAAGAGCUGGCAGUUAUUAGCUACUGUAUAAAUCAGUGUUCAGUGAAGCCAUAAAGAACUUUGAAAUUGAGUGAAAUUCAUGUGUAACUCGUCAAGGGCAAAUAUAAACUACAAAAUAUGCAAUUAGAUGAUUGACAGAUGAAUAUAGUUGAGGCAGUUGCUGCAAUCAUCAAACUGCACAGACAAUCUGUAAAUUGUGUGGUUUUUCUCCAUAAAAUGCACUGUACUUUUUCCCUGUGAGUCCCAAACUAUGGCUAUACCAAAGAUCUGUUGAAAAACUUAAUCUACACGAACAUCAUGAGAGAAUUGGAUAUUGAAUGGUGAACAUAUUGACGAGUUAUGAAGUGCCGGAAGCUCGGAACAAAUAUUUGAAGGAAACAUGCUAGCGCUGGAAAAACUAAAUUCAUUAUUCAAAUCAGCAAUGCAAAUGUAUAAGUUAUGUUCAUAGUAUUUGUUUCUGUUGGUCGUUAUAUUUAUUGUAAAAUUACGAGUGAACGUGUUGUCACAACCAUUUAAUCUUGCACUGUUAUAUUUUUUUUAGCUGGCUGCAGCAUUGUUAUUAACUGGUAGGAUUGAAUUAUUAUGCUCUAUGUCGGGAUAAUUUUGGUGGUCUCAUGCAGCGAAGAAUACCUUUUUUUAAGGGCAAGUGAUUUUUUGGUCAUUAAAAAAACUUAAAGACCUACUCUAAAGUUUUUAAACUUUUAUUUCAUUAUAUUUAACUCAAUGCCUGUCAUUGACAACAAUAGGCAUCCAAUUCAUUUAAACUAUGAGGACUGGCUGUGUUUUAGUGCCAUUGAAGGCGUUACAUGUCCAGUCAAGAUUCAAAUGUGUUUCCAAACCCACUUGGGAUAUUAUUUAUAAAUGUAAAUUUACCAUGUUUCAUUUCCUGUUAUGUUUGUGUGUCUAUUGUCGAAGAAUAGUUCAUUUGGUUUGCACUGAUAUUUAUGUUUUAAAGACUUUACUACUCUCCGUGUGUCUCAGAGCUGUAGAACUGCCCUCCACUUUAGUUAUAUUGCUGUACCGGGUGAAAGGGAAUAUAUUCUAAAGGAGAUGUGCUUGGUUUUUGAAGGUUUUUUUCUUUUGUUUUUUAAUAAACCAUUUUAUGUACA